GUUUAUUUUGAAAUCAUUUCAAAAGUUGCAAGUGAUAUGGAUGCCGAAAAUUAUAUUUCGCUUUAUUUCGCUGCUCUAGAACAAGUGAAGUGAUGCAAAUUUCUGCUCAAAGCGAAGCAAUGGUCACAGGCGCACGAGGUCAUCAUGGAGUGUUUUGCCAUGGAUUGUGUUCAACGGUGGAAAACUUCCAUCAUUUAAAUUCGAUACUGAACGAGUUCUAGAAUGUCAAACAAAUUUUCAACUGUUCCAUCAAGGGGCAGAUUUCGAGCGACUUCAUCCAGCUGAAUAUGAAGUUCAACCUGACCCGGAACGCGAUCGACGAAGAGGUGGUUAAAGCUUGGCUCGAGGAAUUCAAGACCAAACUGUCCGAUCUGUGCUCGGUGAUCAAGAUGUUUCCCUGUCCGACGCUGAAGCAUCGACUCUGUCAGAACGCAAUCACCCAGCUAUUGGUCAUCCGCUAUGCGUUGAUGCAAAAUGCGCUCGAGAAGCUGCUUCUGCCCCAGGAAUACGUCCUCGAGAAAUUGCGGCUGAGCGCGUUUCUGGACGAGGAUCCGCGGAAGCAGCGAUGAAUAGCGUUUGAAAGAAAUGUAUGAUGUAAUUUUAAUCGCAAAGCAAUAUUACUACAAUGCUGAAACAAAAAAAAACACUCUAGAAUAAAUGGAUGGGUACACAUCCUUUCGUACGCAAAUUUCAAGAUGAUCACAGGAAGUGAACAGAUAAUACAUAUAAAUAAGUAGUGCCCCUGGCUUGUUAGGCAAUGUUAUUAUAAUUGGCUCAUAAAAAAUUGUUCAUUUUUAUCUAACUAUCUGAGACUGUUAAAAAAGUAUGUGGCAACAGAGCGUGUGAAAUAAAUCAUGCUGUUUGUGUAUGAUUAGAAAUAAAAUAAAUUAGUGAGUGAAUGAGUACACAGCAACUGGACAAAAGUUUUUGUAAUACUGUUGAUGACAGCCAAGUCUUUUGUCCAGUAAGUUUUUCAUGUUCAUUUAUCAUUGCAAAUUUACGUUGCCGUCGUUGUGAGAAUCAUUGUAAAACGAGAUGCGCCUAAGAUGAACGUGUGCGCUCUGCAAAUUACGGAAAAGGUUUGCGAACGUAUUUUGAAAUGGGACGGAAAGGUUUAUUA
Messenger RNA from Toxorhynchites rutilus septentrionalis, 1120 nucleotides. Its product is annotated as nuclear pore complex protein Nup98-Nup96-like. Lineage: Eukaryota; Metazoa; Arthropoda; Insecta; Diptera; Culicidae. Bases 288 to 569 code for a protein of 93 amino acids. The transcript has 3 exons. The record is from RefSeq and is a predicted model, not a curated record.